Paramuricea clavata is the source of this 4656-nucleotide messenger RNA. Lineage: Eukaryota; Metazoa; Cnidaria; Anthozoa; Malacalcyonacea; Plexauridae. The record is from the annotation of a GenBank genome assembly.
CCAGUAACUCCCAACAUCUGAGCCAACACAUCAUCACAAAGUUGAUUUGUGCAAAAUAUUUCAAUUAGAAAGUUGAUACAACGAAACAAAUUUAUGUGAAGAUGAAAUAUAUACACCAUGGCAGUUGUUCUGCAUUUAUUCAGUUUAAUCGUCUCAAGAGCGAAGGAGUUACACGUGUGAAUUUAUUGUUUUGACCAGUGUCCCUGCAACCCAAGGAAGCCAAUUUCAGUGGAGCUUUUAACGUUCUUUUACUUCCAUUCUUCUGAAGAUUCAACCACACAAGUCCACACUUUAUAAAAAAAAAUACCGGCAAAGAAAACGGUGUACGGUGCUCAAGAUUUUAUACCAAAAUCGACGUUUUAAACAGGCAUUUGUAAUAGGAAAUUAUUUCUAUUGUAAGCUUCUGUAUCAGAUGGUUUAAAUUAAUAAUUAAUACCGGUGUAAUAAUAAAUAUGGAGACUGGUUAGAAAGGUAGCAGAGUAGAAAUCACUGUACCUUGGAAAAGAUGGCUAGCCCUCGAGCACGGAAAACAAGUACGAUGAACCGUUUAAAGAAGAAAUUGAACGAUGCGAAGCAGUCGUUGGCUGACCAAUUUGAGUUUAAGAUGUUCGUUGCGUUUGUGUUCAAAGAUAAGGUGAGAUUUCAUGGAGGGAACCACCCAAUUCACAUUUCGGUUGUUUCUUUAUGGACGGGUUUACAAUACGGUAACUUUGCUACUUGCGGCUAAAGACAGGAAUCUAGUCCGACCUGCAGUCAGGCAUUCUAGGGAUGCCCUACUCUAACCCUAAUUUUAAACACAAACCUAAUCCUACUACUCUAACCCUACUACUCUAAACCUGUACCAACUCUUUUCCUAACCCUAGAGAGUUAAUUAAAAUUAAAACUUUAAAGAAAAAAAAAUUAUGUUUCCAAAACGUAAAACUACUUUUGCAGAACUUGAACCACAUCCUCAUGCAUUACUGCCACACGCUGUAUCCACUGAGCUACUGGGAAGUUUGUUGAAAUUGCAAAAUGAAAAAAUAUUAUUGUCAUAUUAUAAAUGAAUCAAUGAAUAACAAUAUUUAUUGAGGGUGACCAGUCUAACACCAAAGGGUCAAUGAGGGUGGCCCUCACUAAUUAUUAUAAAUAUCUAGGGCAGACUAGAUUCCUGUUAUUAGCCACAAUUAAGUUACUUUGCUGCUAAUGUCCUGACAAAGUGCCUUCGCUCAACACGUGGCUUGAACCCAAACGUUAGGACUAUUAUGAUCAAUGUUGACACUAAGUUAGCAACUUCUGAUUAAGUCAUGAGCACUUGCUUUAUUUUACAGAGUAAAAAAUCUGCAUUGUUUGAAGUCAAUAAAGUGGUUUCUGUGAUGACGAACAAUUAUGAAAAAAGCAUUCUUAAAGGAGCUCAGGUACUGUAUCAUGUGACCUUCAAAUCUAAAAUAACAUGUGUACUUACAUUGAGGCAAUUAACCCAUUAAGUUGCAUAUAUGUAGCAACCUAAGGGCCGGUUUAGACGGCGAACUUUUCAUGCGCCGAAUCUAAUGCAAGGAUUAAGUGCGAUGCUGGAGCGGCGUCUAAAUCAAUUAAGUUCGGCAGAUUUUGAUUAAGUUCGACACGACUCGAAGAUGCGACAAGACAAGUCGUAUAUGCGACACAGGUUCGACAUUGAUUUAGACGCCGCGCUUUUCAUGCGCCGAACCUAAUGCAUACUUAUAUUUUUUAACAUUAUAAUAUGAUUAUCAUAUAUUUGCAUUGUAAAUAUGUCCAAUAUAGUGUCCUCACAAUUUGGUACGGCACAAUUAAGUUCGACGUCUAAAUCAGUUUCCAAUAUUUUGCCAUACCUACGGCAAUUAGAUUCGGCGCAUGAAAAGUUUGCCUUCUAACCCGGGCCUAAUGCACCUUACUUUGUUAUCUUACUCUGUCUAACAACAAGCAAUUUUACUUGUCAAGGGGAGAGUGUUGCUGCUCAUAUCUUAAUAAUAAUGAACUUGCAGUUAGAGCUCGACAACUGGUCUCUGUAGCUCAGAUGGUUAGAGCGCUGCACUGGAAUCGCAGUGCUGCAGGUUCAAUCCCUGCCUAUGGUUGUAUUUUUUGAAAAAAAAUUAAUAAUCUAAUAAUUGUACAAAAUUCACACUCAAAUUUUUGAUCUGCAAACCCUUCAACAAUUAGGUAUAUCAAGUUUAGAUGCCCAAAAAACCGAUAUUUACCCAUGCACCUUGAUAUACAGUACAUUACUCAGAUAUAACAUGUUGGGAUGCUGUAAUGGAAUAAAUUUUCUAUUUAGGACAAUGUCUAUUCAAUGGAUAGUUCACUGGAGUUACUGGAGAAAGACAUGGUCCAAUUUUAUGCACCUCAAUAUCGCUCUUUAAGAAAAGUGAGAACAUAAAUUAUAUUCAUUUAAACUAUUAAACAUGUAUGGCCAGGACAAAGCAUAUUAGGGCAAUUCCACAUGUAUGAGAGUUACCCAAUAAAAACUAAAAAUUAUGAGGCAUACAUGCUGUACUUUGUUUUUAUAAAUUAAAUUUAAAUAAAUAAAUUAUGUGCAUUGUAAUAAUAAUCCUUUGCCUCUGUCAGGUUCUAAAAUUCUGUUCAAUUUCCUUCAUAGAACAAGGCAAAGAAUGCUUAAUUAUAUUAGAAUGCACAUAAAAUGAAUGUGGUUUACUGUAUACAUGUAUGGCUCCCAUGUACCAUCCAACUACAACUCAGCAAUAAAAGGCAGAGUUAUGCCAUGCGUUCAUAUGUCUGACACAAAGUUCCACAUAACAUUUUUGCAGGAUGUGCUUGGGUGUACUCGAGAUAUGGAUUUCAUUUUGUGGCCUAGAAAUGACUUGGAGGGAGUAACAUGCUUUUUGUUUUCACGAUGGAAGGAUGACAGUGAAGCUGAGUUUAAGCACAUUGAAGUUAGUGUAAUGAUUGUUGUCAGGCCUUAAAAUAUGAUUAUGUUAUAUACGAUAUGGUGAAGUGAAUUGAAUUGUCAAAGUCUUACAGCCCUUCAAGUAUCUGUUUGAAGUCCUGGCUAAUAAUAAUUUGGGUAUGACCAAUACUGUUUUGCUCUAGUGAGGCUCCGGCUAUUAAUUGAUGAGCCCUGUGAGUUGAGUGGUGGGUAAAGGCUUGCAAGCUUUGUAUAUUUGAUUUAUUGUCCGAGUGCAAGACUGGGCGAAAAGUUUCAGCUUGUCAUGACUGCAAGUACCGGCGAAUUACACACAGCCUCUGGCGAACGGCUGUCAAAUGUCUUCUUAGCGCUGGCAAAAUUUGCUGUUCGCCAGUCUAAAACAAGAUGGGUGGUCUUACUUCUCUUACUGCUUAUUAUUUCCAAGCCAAACUGAACUGAAAGUCAUCGGACAACAUAAUACAUAUGUCUGUCCCAAAGUUAAAGUCAUUGGACAUUUUAUCAGACAGCCCUGUAAAAGAUAUGUGAUGGCCUGCCUGUUGUAAAAACCUGCUUAAUAGUAACCCAAGACUUCUCUUCGCCUCAAAAUGGUAAACCAAAAUGACCCGCACCUCUAAAUAUACUACAAUAACAUCAUUCUGAACUUUAGGCAAAAUUUGAAAACAAUGUUCAUGAUUAUGAGAAGCAAUUAUUUCAUUUCCAUGGCAAAAACAUGAGGAAAGAUAUUGUUGUAAACAACCCAGAACAGAAUAUGUUCUUAUUCCUGGAUCACCAACAUUGGCAGGUACUGUACUGUUAGUAAUUUUUUCUAUUAUAAUUAGUCUGCCUGUUUUUUUGCUUGGAGGGCAGGUUAUAGCAGGAUAAAGUGUGUUAAUGUAACAAUUUGAAAAUGUAAAAAAAUACAGUAUAUAAUAAUUGGAUAUUGCAAUUAAUGUUAUUUUCUGUUCUUUUCACAUUAUUACAGUCACGUGGUUCCACCCUCUCGUUGUUCAAAGUAUCAAAUAUAUGUCUUUGUUUGCCACAGGUACAUAUUCUUAUACUUUUUGUCAAAGUCAUAUUUUAAAUAUUUUAAUUAACCCAUUUUAAAGUUGCAUUCACAGGGAAAAAAUUUUAAUUUCCAUCGAUGGUUUUUGAAUGGUUUUUAAAGAUUUACUAUGUUUUCUAUCAGAAUGUAAAAACUCGAUUCUUACCAUUAUUGGUUAUUAUAGAGUACUCAUAUCAUGGUAAAUUGAUAAAAACCGUGAUGUUUAAUAUUCGACCAUUAAUGAUAUUUUCCUGUGCACAGGAAAAAAUAAAGUACCAUGCUAAUAUAGUAGCAUUAGUGGUAAAUAUUGAACAUCGUACUUUUUACUAAUUUACCAUUUUACCAUAUUGGAAAUCAAUAUUAAUGUUAAGAGUUCAUUAAAAACAUUGUUCAAAAAUGAAAAAUGUUCAAGAAUAUUAAGUUUAAUUAUUCGUGUAAUUAUUACGAUACUGUAGCAUGUUUUCCUGUGGAAUUUUGGAAAACAAGCACUUAUCUAUCUUGCUCUUUUUCAGGAUCAGUUAACACGUUGGAGUCCAAAGACCAUGAAGCAGGUUCUACAACCGUACCUCCCGGAUUAAAACAUUUCCUAUGAAUUCGAGGACUGUACAGGAUUUUAUUGAUGAACAUGGGAUAUAGAUUGAUCACGCAUGCUUUUAUGUACCUUCAUUGAAAUAAUAUGUAUCACUUGUACGUUGUUUAAAAUUAAAAUUUCACCACAAUGUGAUUCAAUAAGGUUUGACUUGUAUAUCAGGAAAAA